UGAUCCCCACCAUGCACCCAUCUUCGGUGAUCCUUCCCGCGCGCACUCCCCCUUAAUUCCUCCCUUCCCCUUAGCCAGCCAAGGCCAAGCUAGCUGGCUCAGGCUGGCCUCAUGUUCCAAAAGUCUCGUCCCCAUGUGACCCUCCGAUUCCAAUUCCCUUCCCAUCCCAUCCAUCUCCGUCUCAACCAAGAAGGUGCAAGUGUAGUAGCUAGCUAUCCAAGCACUGGAGUAGUAUAAAACAAGGCUCUAUGUGCGCCGGCGAAUUACGCAAUUUCCGCGCACCGGCCCAGAUCGAGGAGUAGCCGCUAGCUAGCUGUGCAUGCGCAUUGCCGCGCACGCAUCGGCAUCGGCAUCGGCAUGGCGCAGCUGCCGCCCAAGAUCCCGAUGCCGGCGCACCACCACUGGCCCGGGGGCGUCGCGGACGCGCACCACCACCACCACCAGGUGGCGUGGGCGGACGAGUUCGCGGAGUUCGCGGCGGCGCGGCGGGGCGCGCACCGCCGGUCGCUGAGCGACUCCGUGGCCUUCGUGGAGGUGAUGGCGCCGGGGGGAGCCGGCGACUUCGACCGGCUGGACGACGACCAGCUCAUGUCCAUGUUCCCCGACGAGGGCCAUGGCGGUGGCGGGUCGACUACGGCGCCGGGAUCCGAGAACGGGACUAGCAGCGACAGCGACGGCGUCAAACACCGCAAGGAUCAUCCUCAGUACGACGACGAUGAGCAGCAGAAUGACAACGAGGCUAACCCGGAGGAGGAGCCGGCGCCGGGGCGGGCCACGCCGACCUCGUCCACGGAGACCAUCCGCGACCCCAAGAGAGUCAAGAGGAUACUGGCGAAUCGUCAGUCGGCGCAGAGGUCGCGGGUGAGGAAGCUGCAGUACAUCUCCGAGCUGGAGCGGUGCGUCACAACGCUGCAGAACGAGGUGUCCGUGCUGUCUCCUCGGGUGGCAUUCCUGGAUCAGCAGCGGACCAUCCUGACCGUCGGCAACAGCCACCUCAAGCAGCGGAUCGCGGCACUCGCGCAGGACAAGAUUUUCAAGGACGCUCAUCAAGAGGCGCUCAAGGAGGAAAUCGAGAGGCUCCGGCAAGUGUACCAGCAACAGAACCUCAGGAUGUCUUCCGCUCCGGCCUCCGACCAUGCCCACGGUGGGCCGCCUCCUGUGCGCGCAGAGAAGGAGCUCAUCAGCUAGCUCGUCGAGAUGAGAUCAUUGCCUGUCUGCCCGCCUUAUCAUUGACCUGGACUGGGAGGGAAACAUGGCAGCACGCAUGCUUGCAUGGAACUGCGGAUGGUUUCUUCUUUUUUGUUCAUUGACUUGUGCAUCAUUCUUUGUAUGUCGGUAUUAAUUUUUGUCCUUUCUAUACCGUGGGGGUCGUGGUGAUUGGUGAAGUCGUAAAGAGAGAAACUCGAGUGUUCGUCGUUUGUAAAUUUCGCUGUAGCUACAUUGCCACUUCUGUAUGUAGAUUGUUUCGAAAGCUAGAUUUCUGAAGACCAUUGUUUUAGGGGAAGUUUUUCAGAGAUCGUAUCAGUACCACUCUUUGUUUUUUCAGAAGACUGAGCUUAAUUGAUGAAUACUUGAAUACUGCAUAA
Molecule: messenger RNA, 1586 nt
Organism: Brachypodium distachyon (stiff brome)
Lineage: Eukaryota; Viridiplantae; Streptophyta; Magnoliopsida; Poales; Poaceae
Product: basic leucine zipper 6
Exons: 4
Coding region: 358-1188 (276 amino acids)
Biological process (GO): positive regulation of DNA-templated transcription
Cellular component (GO): nucleus
Molecular function (GO): DNA binding; DNA-binding transcription factor activity
Source: RefSeq, a predicted model, not a curated record